Diaporthe citri is the source of this 1908-nucleotide messenger RNA. RefSeq lists its product as uncharacterized. The record is from RefSeq and is a predicted model, not a curated record. NCBI's taxonomy places the organism in Eukaryota, Fungi, Ascomycota, Sordariomycetes, Diaporthales, Diaporthaceae. The transcript has 3 exons. The coding region runs from base 1 to 1908 and encodes 635 amino acids.
AUGCGGUUUGUUUGGCUUCCAGAGACUGCAAGUAUCCUGGCGUCAGUCUUUUUACUCUAUAUUCUCGCAGCCCUUUUAACCGUCUAUGAUGGAAAACCCGUGUUUGAAUGGAAAGGCAUCACACUGAACGCUGUGGUGUCUACUCUUUCGACAGCAUCGAAGGCAGCUCUGUUGCAUGCAAUCUCGGAGCUGAUCAGCCAGUGGAAAUGGAUUCUCUUCACCAGAAAAAGUCGUCCAUUGCUGGAUUUCGAGAGAAUAGAUGCCGCCAGUAGAGGGCCACUGGGAAGUUUGACCCUGAUGUGGAAGUGGAGAUCCAUUGGGUGUCUUUGCUUAGGCGCUUUGGUUGUGCUCCUCAGCAUUGCCGCCGACCCCUUCACUCAGCAGCUUAUCCAAUAUGAACAGGUCCUGGUUCACACCGAGGACACGAACACAACAGUGAAUAGAGCAGGACGCUUUGCAAAGGGCACUAGCAUCUACAUCACCUCCACCAUACCAUCGUCAGAUUACUUCAACGCAACUACCAACACCACCUACGGUGUAGACCCCUUGAUGCAGUCAGUCGUAGUCGACGCAGAUCUUUCCAUACAGUCGGCCAUCAUGUAUGGACUAGACCAACCGAUCCACAACGUUGUUCAGCAAAGCACCUUUAAUUGCCCUACUGGGAACUGCACGUGGCCUCCUUUCGAGUCGCUUGCGGUUUGCAACCGCUGCACCGAUCUCACGAACAGCCUUCAACGUAUCGUCUCAAACGGUAACCAAUCCUGGUGUUUAAAGAAGGACAAUAGUACAGUAGUCGCCUCCCGUGGCAGUGGCACCGCAUUUCGACUUCCUAGUGGUCUCUACCUCGACAACACAAAUGGUUUUAUUCCUUAUUUCUUCAAGUCGAAUAUUGGUUACGGCGCGAUUAUGUUGGCAACACUUGGGACAGCCAAGGCGUCUGAGACCACAAGCACACAAGGCCUGGACACCCUGAUCUGGUCGAUGUCGAUGAUACGUGCUGACCUGAAUGACUUGGAUGACAAGGCGACUUGGCCCGAUAUCCCAGUUUCUGCAAUGGAGUGCGCGCUGUACUACUGCGUUAAAGAUUAUGAGAUCACUGUAUCCAGUGGCAUCGUUCGAGAAGUCAGCAAGCAAGUCACGGACAUCACUCGGGUCAAAGACUCGUGGGACGUCGGGAAGGGUUAUGCCAGCCUGAUGAACGAGUCGCAAAUCAACAGCAUAGCUUUCGACAACAUCGUCUCGGCAAUCCAUCGCUCGGACCUAACGCUCUUUUCGGCGGCAUCUGGUAGCCGCUUCAACAUAUCAUCAGGGGCAGUCAACAGCAUUAGCAACUAUUUCCAGUCCACAUUCGCCUCGCAACCUCGUGAGUUGGCAAUAACGGAUACCUCGGCCAAGACAGGGAGGUUGAACGGGUACUACAUGAGAUCAACACAGAUCGAGUAUGAGCCAAGCGUUAUGCAAGCUCUCUUCUCAAGCACGGAUUUAAACGCAACUUUCACAGCAUUGGCAGCCAGCAUGAGCAAUGCAAUGCGUACCGGGGCAGAUGAGAGCUUUGAAGGGGUUCCGAUUAGUGUGGCUGGGGAAAAGGGGGAGUUAACAACGUACUACCGAAUCGUCUGGCCCUGGAUCUGUCUUCACUGUCUCAUUGUCCUGGUUGGUGCAGUAUUCCUGGGCAUCACGAUCUGUGAAAACCGGCGAUAUGGCCGGAUGGUGCCCUUGUGGAAAUCGAGUAGUCUGGCAAUUGCGAGCCGUGGGAAGUUGGUGACGGAUGUUCUGUCUGGCAUGCAGACGGCAAAGGACUUGCGUAACAAGGCAAGAGUUUCUCGGGUGACGUUUUUUGACAGCAGUGACGUGGCAAGCCCUUCUCAGGAGCGUCUUCAUUUCGAGUGCCUGGAGGAUAAAUCUUAG